This is a messenger RNA of Rosa rugosa (rugosa rose), 605 nucleotides long. RefSeq names its product NEDD8-conjugating enzyme Ubc12-like. The transcript has a single exon. Gene Ontology annotation, biological process: protein neddylation. The record is from RefSeq and is a predicted model, not a curated record. NCBI's taxonomy places the organism in Eukaryota, Viridiplantae, Streptophyta, Magnoliopsida, Rosales, Rosaceae. Gene Ontology annotation, molecular function: NEDD8 transferase activity. Bases 57 to 605 code for a protein of 182 amino acids. Gene Ontology annotation, cellular component: nucleus.
ACAAUUCUGAAGAAGAAAAAGAGGGAUCAGUCACCAACUAAGUAAAAACAGGAGAUAUGAUCAGGCUAUUUAAAGUUAAGGAGAAGCAGAGAGAACUUGCUGAAGCCAAUGGAGGAAAACAUGUCAAGAAGCAAUCAGCUGGCGAAUUGCGCCUUCACAAAGAUAUAACUGAGCUGAACUUACCAAAAUCUUGUGUUAUAUACUUCCCCAAAGGCAAGGACAACCUCAAAGCUUUUGAGGUUUCGAUUAGACCAGAUGAAGGAUAUUACACAGGUGGAAAGUUUGUGUUUUCUUUCCAGAUUUCGGAUUUCUAUCCACACGAGGCACCAAAAGUUAAGUGUAUGACAAAGGUCUACCAUCCCAAUAUCGACUUGGAAGGGAAUGUCUGCCUCAACAUCCUACGAGAAGAUUGGAAGCCUGUGCUUAACAUAAACACCAUUGUUUAUGGAUUGUAUCAUCUUUUCACGGACCCGAAUCAUGAAGAUCCCUUAAAUCAUGAUGCAGCUGAAGUUUUGAGAGACAAGCCGAAGGAGUUUGCGUCUAAUGUAAGAAGGGCUAUAUCCGGUGGGUAUGUGGGGAAAACUUGUUUCUCAAGGUGCAAAUAG